This is a messenger RNA of Striga hermonthica, 1362 nucleotides long. The record is from the annotation of a GenBank genome assembly. Lineage: Eukaryota; Viridiplantae; Streptophyta; Magnoliopsida; Lamiales; Orobanchaceae.
AUGGUGAAGAAACGGGUCCCCGAUUGGCUUAACAGCUCCCUCUGGUCAUCACCUCCUAAGAACGACGCCGUCAGGCCCCCAAUUGUUGAACCACCGCCUCCGGUGCCCCCUCCGGAGCCUCCCACCAUUUCUUCUGUUUAUGCCGUCGCAAAAAGGGAAAUUAGGGAUCCGUUGAGUAAUAACUAUGUUAGCAAUAAUAGUGUUUGUUACAGUGACGACGAAAAUGGGAGCUCCUCCGCCAAAUCUACGGCGUCUUCUGGUGCUACUGCGGCUGCCGCACCUCUGGCUGCUGAAAUUAUCGCAAGGCAGGCCCAGCUUUUACAAGAGCUGUCGAGGAAGGUUAUAAACCUGGGAGAAUUGAGGAGGCUAGCAUCACAAGGAAUUCCUGAUGGAGCUAGCAUUCGCUCGACUGUGUGGAAGCUGUUGUUGGGGUAUCUGCCAUCCGAUCGGUCACUUUGGCCUUCAGAAUUGGCCAAGAAAAGGACCCAAUAUAAGCAUUUCAAGGAGGAGUUGUUGAUGAAUCCUUCAGAGAUUACGAGGAGGCUGGAAAAGUCGAGCCUUGAUAAUUAUGAACUUGAUAGUAGCCAGGGCUACCUUUCCAGAUCAGAGAUAACUCGUGACGAGCAUCCCUUAAGUCUCGGGAAGAGUAGCAUAUGGAAUCAGUUUUUUCAGGAGAGUGAGAUCAUAGAACAGAUUGACCGAGAUGUCAAGCGUACGCAUCCAGAUAUUCCAUUUUUCUCAGGGGACUCAACUUUUGCUAGAUCCAACCAAGAGGCUUUAAGGAAUAUUUUGAUUAUAUUUGCAAAAUUGAAUCCUGGAAUAAGAUAUGUACAAGGCAUGAACGAAAUCUUGGCUCCUUUGUUUUAUGUGUUCAAAAAUGAUUCAAAUGAGGAAAAUGCGGUUUCUGCUGAAGCAGACACUUUCUUCUGUUUUGUGGAGUUAUUAAGCGGAUUUCGAGAUAAUUUUGUUCAACAACUUGAUAAUAGUGUUGUGGGGAUCCGUUCCACCAUCACAAGAUUAUCAAGGCUUUUAAAGGAACAUGAUGAAGAGCUCUGGCGUCAUCUUGAGAUAACAACAAAAGUAAAUCCCCAGUUUUACGCAUUCAGGUGGAUAACCCUUCUUUUGACCCAAGAAUUCAAAUUUGCAGACAUUCUCUUAAUAUGGGACACUCUUCUGAGUGAUGUUGAUGGUCCUCAAGAAACACUGCUCCGAGUUUGUUGUGCCAUGCUGAUCAUUGUCAGAAAGCGCUUACUUGCGGGUGACUUCACUUCAAAUCUGAAGUUACUCCAAAACUAUCCAUCAACAAACAUUAGCCACAUCCUCUAUGUUGCCAACAAGCUGCGAGGUCACGUGGCAGGUUGA